This is a messenger RNA of Pieris rapae (cabbage white), 1899 nucleotides long. RefSeq lists its product as uncharacterized. Gene Ontology annotation, molecular function: nucleic acid binding; zinc ion binding. The record is from RefSeq and is a predicted model, not a curated record. Bases 117 to 1157 code for a protein of 346 amino acids. Lineage: Eukaryota; Metazoa; Arthropoda; Insecta; Lepidoptera; Pieridae. The transcript has 2 exons.
UCUUUAAAUACUUAAUUUUGAAAUGUUUAAAAAAAACAUAUAUCCUUAUAGUUUUAGUACGUCUAGACAAUGAAUUGAUAUACUAACAUAAUAAAAUGAUAUUUUAUUUUUGAGGUAUGGAUAUUGAUGAAGCGAUGACUCCCGAAGGCUCGCCUUCUCGUAAUGAUGAAUUUCAGAGAAAGCGUUCACGGUCUUCCUCCAAGGCAGCAGCUAAGUCUAAGAGAGGCAAAAAGCGAUCAAAAAAGAAACGCAAAGAGUCUUCCAGCUCCUCCUCCUCCAACAGUGAGUCACCCCGUAGUUCACGGUGUGCAAGUAAGAGACGAUCCAAGGAAAAAGGUAGUUGGUCUACUGAACAGGUACUGGAUAUAUUUAAUACCCUUCAAGGGCAUAAGUGCAAGAUAAGUAAUUUAAAUAAUAAUCUUCUCAACAAUGUAAUACCAGAAUUUGAUCCGUCAAGUAAAACUCAGAAUAUCGACUGUUGGGUUAGGAAAGUAAAUGAAUGUGCUUUAAUCUAUGAAUGGGACGAAAAGCAGACCAUACAUUUUGCUCUGCAGAAACUGUCUGGCUUGCCAAAGAAGUGGUUCGAAGCCCUUCCUAGCGUUGUUUUCAAUUGGUCAGAGUGGCAGGACAAACUUACAAGAGCUUUCCCAAAUGAGCAAAAUUAUGGUCGGCUUCUCGAAGAAAUGUUAUCUCGCAGUACUCGUAGUAACGAAAGUUUACGUGAGUACUUCUACGAUAAGUUAACGUUGUUGAACAGAUGUGAAAUAAGAGGCAAAAAGGACGUCGAUUGUAUUAUCCACGGAAUACUAGAUACAUCUAUUAGAAGCAGUGCACAGGCACUGACUUGUCGCGAACCGGAAGACUUGUUGAAUUUUCUAAGCUCCCAACGUCCUAUGUUAGAAAAUAAAACAUUCAAUAGGAAACGUAGCGAUAAUACGAUAGUUCGAACGGGUAACACUGCAUCAUCCUCAGGCGAAAGUUUGUUAACUUGUUUCAAUUGCCGCUCAAAGGGACACCCUUACCUUCGAUGCCCUAAACCUCUUACGAAAUGUGUAAAAUGCCAUCAGGUAGGCCACAACAGCGAUAAUUGUAAACUAGAGCCGUUGAUCUUGCGAAAUGAGCCUAAACAAAUUUUUAACUAUAUCUACCCUCAGUAACAACAGCGACAAAUUUUACAAAACGGUUAAGGUAAACGAUAAGUCUUUAACUGCAUUUAUUGAUUUCGGCAGUGAAUGUAGUUUAAUCAGGGAAUCUGAUGCUCAAAGUCUGAAUUUAACUAAAAACUCAACGGAGUUGCCAGUAAUCAAAGGGUUCGGGAACUCUAAAGUAUUUCCAGUAUAUAGGACCAACGUCGAUUUGAAAUUAGAUGAAGUUGAGGUUAAUGUAGAGUAUUUAAGAAUAGUCGUCAGUUAACUUUUUACCAGAGCCCUGAUAUCGAUACCAUACCAGAGCCGGUAAAAUGUUUGAAGUUAAAUCUUGAUAACGAUACCGACAUUUCAUUAUCACGGUUAGUUGAAGCUACCGCAUCUGACGCUGACUUCUGUGGAGAUAUUUAUAUUGAAGGUUAUUGUAAUGGUGAGCCUAGGAAAGAGCAUUAUUUGCACCAGGGAAUUUAUAGGGUUGUUGAUGGAAAGUGCUAUUUGCCCGUGACAAAUUUAUCUGGUCAAAAUCUCACAUUAUCCAAGAAAUGCCCUAUUGCUAAAGGAACUUGUUUUGUUGAAAAAGAUAGUACCUAUGUAAAUAAAGUAACCAAAAAUAAUUCGGAAUAUGAGCCUUUACUAAUAUCUGACAUAAAUGUUGGUCCCCAAGUUAACAAAGAGGCAUUAGUUAGACUUCAUUCGCUUUUACUCAAUUAUCGAGAUUGCUUUGCAUUUAAUUUAGGAGAAAUAGGUUGUAUCA